UGACAAUAAAAAUGGCGUUUUUAAGUUCGUAGUUUUUAUUAAUCGAAAAUAAUAACUGACAUCAUGUGAAGUUUCUUGAGCCUAUUUUGUACAUUUAGUUAUGAAGAACGGUUAGAUGUUUGGUUAAUUUACCUCAAGAAUGGAUUUUGUUGAUUUGGAUAAAGUUUUAGAUGAAUUUGAAGAAGAGGAGAAAGCUGCAAACUGUAUUAACCCUGGCCAGGAAGUUCACCCAAGUGGGUACGCAGAGUUUAUUGAAUCCCAUCAAGAUCGACCAUGGGAGACCCUGUCAUGUGUUCCAGCCAGCGUGAAGUCGGAUCUGUUCACAGAAAACCCCAAGAGCUCUGGGAGUGUAAUGUAUGAUUAUGGUCUGCCUUAUGAUGGAAUUCCCCAGCCUACUGUUACAGAUAUCGGUAAAGUGGCCGAUUUCAUGCCGGUCAGCAGCUUAUCUUCUGGUGGGUAUUCAAACACCAACACUUCCAGACACGUAAACCAGAGCAGUGGAUCUUUUGAUAGUUAUACCCAACUUAAAACUGAUGUGCUUGAAAAGGAAAGUCACGUCCAUAUGAAACCAUUGCCAUUGAUGGUAAAUCAGAAACCUACAGCUAAUCAGCCGACAUACACAAUAACUUAUGACGAACAGACUAAUGGUUCAAUAUACACUAUGAACUUACCUUAUGUUGAACAUAAUGGAAACUUGUCGCCUGAACAGACAAAACCCGUGAGAAAGCACAUCAAAGCUUCCCAGGUGACUGCAGUUCAAACAGACGCUCUGACCCCUCGGACAGAGAGAGAUCUUAACUCGCUGGAAUUUCCAAAGACAAAUAUUAUUGUGGAAGGGCAUGAUCAAAAUGAUGUGCAUCUUUUACGAAUUACUCCCAACUCCAUUCCGGUUGAUAAUGUUUUGUCAAGCAAUGAAAUGGUGGAUCGGCAUUCUUCAGUAGACAGUGAGAUGACAAAUUCAGCCUAUGCAAAUUCUCAGAUACAUGUAGAUCACUUGCCUGAUCAACAGAUGGAGACGACCCAGUCUUUUACUAAUACCUGUGAUAACUAUGAACAAGAGGACUUGAGCAGAGCCACAGACUGUGACUCUGUUCCAAAUGUUGCACAAGAACACACUGUUACAGAACAUAAUCUCACUUCCACGUCUUUCAGAAAGCAGGAAAAUGAUACCACUAUUGAAGAAAAGCUUCCAGACAGUAGCUGUAACCAGUCUGAAACUAUGAUUUCAAAAGAUACCAUUCAAAAUGAUGUUGUUGGAUUUGGUGCUGAUGACAAUGAUAUAAGUGAUACGGAAAUAGAAACCUAUCUGGCUGGUCAUGAGGAUCCAACUGUGAAUGAUGGUGCAGCUGCUGUUGAAUAUUGCAUUGCAGAGAGAAUUGGUGGUAGCCAGGAAAACCCAGACAUUUUAAUGGAUGUUGAUCAAACUCAUUCAGACAUCGUAGCUAAUGAAAGCAGUAUUCAAAAUGUUGAAGGAAUGAGUCCGUCUGUUUUAAUGGACUCUAGAAUAGACAAUUCUCUAGAAUCAUCUGCUUCCAGAAAAGAACCUUUGGAAGUAACUGAAGUUGCUAACAGAUUUCAUGAUUCUGUAUUGGAGAAUGUUGAUAAUGUCAAACCUGCAUUAUCUAUACAACAGCAGUCUGCUCUAGAUCAUGCAGAGCAUUUAAUAGAAAAUGAUAAUUCUGGCAUUGUUUCUGGUGCUUUUAAACCUGAUAGUGUACAGAACACAGAAAUAGUAGGUUCGGACACACCUAACAGUGCACUACAAGUGACAGGAGUUGGAGCAAGACCGAAGGAACCAAUGCAAGUGAAAAAGAAUCGACCCAAUAGUUUGUUAGGGCUCUCGAAAAUCAACUUGGACUCUCCUUUCAAUCUAUCCCAGGCUGUUCACGAAAGGACCGAUGGUGGAAAUCAGUCUCUGUGUUCCUCCAGAGAUUCUUUUGGUUUCACCCAGUCUGGAUUGUCAACUAUGGAUGGUUUGCAGAAUCCAGAUCCAUCUCACGAGACCCUGGCAGGAGAUGUCGGUGGCUCUACUAUUCAAAGCAAGAAGUGGAUCAGUCCUCAGCAGAAGAAGAUGAUCAAUCUGGAGAUCAAGCAGCAGAUUGCCCAGGAGCAGAAACAGAGAAUGGACAACUACGUGUCUGAUCUGGAACAAGAGGCUUAUCCUGCUUCCACUGACCCAGGCUUUCCUUAUCAACUGGGGGCCGAUAACAUCCCAGAAAGCAACUCACAGACAUUUUCCCCAGAGUGUGGGCUGGGGAUUUUACCUGGUCCUGUGGAUGCACAACAAGCUGCUGGUUCUUUAGAAGGUUCAUUGACAUCUGGUAUGAUGGAUAUGUUACCAACCUUUAAUAUGGACAAUACAUCUACAGAUACACACGGUCAAGAGGAUAUGCCUGUGUUACGUCGCAGUGAAGACAUACCAACUUCUCUGGGUUAUUCAGUAGUGGCUCGUCCACAUUCUUGGAGUCCAGGGGGCACAGAACAAGCUAUGAUGCCCCAGAAGCUGAAACGGCCGACUAGCCUUAACCUUCCUCAGCGACAAGACUUUAGUUUGAAUAUUGACAGAUCACCUGAGAAUCCAGCUGACAAACAUAGGAGAGUGGGGAUGAUGCCACCAUCCGAGAUACCAGAAGAAACCGAAUCAUCGGUUGCAGACGAGAUGUCCGCUAGUGGAGAACAUGAGAAUAUGGAGGUUUCUAGUGACCUAGACUUGCAAGCUGAAGCUAUGGCUGCCAGUAACCCACCACAACCGAUCAUUCAGCCCAACUUGGGCAAAGUUCGUCCCACGUGGGUACCUGAUAGUGAGGCGCCAAACUGCAUGCAGUGCCAGUUGAAAUUCACCUUCACCAAGAGACGACAUCACUGCAGAGCCUGUGGGAAGGUGUUCUGUUCAUCAUGUUGCAAUACCAAGAGUCAUCUGUUUUACCUUGACAUGAAGGAGGCCCGCGUCUGUCAGUCUUGUUAUCAAAUGCUCCACUCUGCUGAUCCAUCGUGUCACGUGGACCUGCCAAGUCCUAACCCCAAUAAUCCGAGUGAAUACUGUUCCACCAUUCCUCCUAGUCAGCAGGCCAGUCUUCGUACACCACUCCCAAUGGUGCUAGUGCCAACACUUAAAAGACAGGGCACCCAGCGAAGGGCCGAACCGAAGCAGGUGAUGUUUUCUGAUGGAAUUCGCCCUGGCGGUGACCUCACUGAGCUAGACGGGUCAGCUGAGGCGAGAGUCGCACCACGGAGAAUUGGACGUGUCCAGAAAAAAGUAGAAAAAGGUGGCCAUUCGUCCCCUAAGGCCCGCCACCUGAAGCAGACUGAUGCAUCAAGGAGACUGUGUCUGAUCCCCACUGAAGGCCUGCCUCCAUUGUACAGUACAUCAGAAGGUGGAGAUUUCCGAAUGGAAGAAAAUCCUGACCCAACUACAUUUAUGCCUCAAGUUAGAGAUGAGGAAGCUGAGCCUGUGAUAUUUGCAAUAAAUCGAAAUCUGUUUGUGUUAGUGAAAAUACUGUCAUUGGAUUGCUGUGUGAAUCGUGAAUGCUGGUGCUUCACAACGAAGGGCAUGUGUACUGCUGGGCAGGAUGAGAUUGUCAUUAUUCUGGAGGUGGAGCCUGAUGAGGACAUGCCCCCUAGAGACAUCUUCUGUCAUUUCAGUACAGUGUAUGAAGAGGCAAGCAAAGGUAACACUGUCUCUGAUAUGGGUCACAGUAUUUUCAACCAGACGUUUCUAGAUUCACGAGAUCAUGGUGGAUUCCUCUACCUGCGACCGACCUUCCAGUGUCUGCAGAAAAUUAUCCUUCCACAGCCACCAUACGUGUUUGGAAUUUUACUACAGAAGUGGGAGACACCAUGGGCUAAAGUAUUUCCUGUCAGAUUAUUGCUCCGGUUAGGAGCUGAGCACCGAUACUAUCCCUGUCCCCUAGUGAGUAUCAGGAACCGUAAACCCGUAUUUUUCGAGAUUGGUCACACGAUAAUGAACCUUCUGGCUGAUUUCCGCAACUACCAGUACAUGUUGCCGCAGAUCAGGGGUGUGCAUAUCCACAUGGAGGACAAGAAAACCAUCAUCAAGUUCCCCCGAAACAGAUAUGAUGAGCUGAUGAAGAUGGUUAACGGUAGUAACGAGCACGUGAUGGCUCUAGGAGCCAGCUUUAGUCCGGAUGCCGACUCUCAUCUCGUGUGCAUUCAGAACGAUGAAGGAAACUACCAAACCCAAGCAAUUAACAUACAGAACAAACCUAGGAAAAUAACCGGUGCCAGCUUCGUGGUGUUUAAUGGGGCCUUGAAGACAACGGCUGGCCUGCGGGCCAAGUCGAGCAUCGUGGAGGACGGGCUCAUGGUUCAGAUCCUGCCCGAGUGCAUGGCCGAGGUGAAGCAGGCCAUCAAGGACAUGCUGGACUACACCAUCGGGUGUGGCACCGUCUCGUCGGACAAACCAGAGGAGGUCGUGCUCAUUCAGUGGGUGGACGACGACAAGGCUGUCAAUAUAGGUGUUAAAAGCCCCAUUGAUAACAAGCUAAUGGACGGGAUUAAGAGUAUUCACAUCCACAACUCGACGGAUUACAUCGGAGAGAACCGACUGAUCCGAUGGACAGAGGUGUUCUUCAUCCAGAAUGAGGAUGCCGGGUCCAGGUGGGAACCUGUCGACCUAAGCCGUCUGGCAGAAACGCUCGCGUCUGCUACCUGCAUUGCAAUAACGAGUCACCUCGACCAGCUCAAGGAGGCUUCCAUGACCAGAAUUGGUCUCAGAGUCAUCAUUGACACAGAAAGAGUGGAAUAUGAAAUUGGUGCAAAUGGUGAAAAGUUGCCCGAUUUCUACAUGAAUGAACUGGAUAGUGCUUUAAUCCCUGUCAUACAUAACGCGGCCUCCCAGAGUCAGGAGGGCCCCAUUGCUCUAGAACUCAUCUUCUACAUCCUCGAGUGAACGGGCUGUACCCUACAUAACAUGAGCUAUAUUACACAGUUGUAUCAAAUCAGCAGCUAUAUUUGUAACUUAAUGCAGCAAGCACUGGUUAAUGCGAACCACUUAAAGCUUAUGCUUUGCACGGGUAGAAUUCAGUCAACCCUCUUUAGUAUUUGAUUUAUGAAUUUGAAAGACUUGGUGUCAUUGUCACUUAAAUGGUGAUAUAUUUUAUUGUAAAGAUUCAGAUAAGUGACUAUUUAAAAGGAACAAAAAUUCAUGGCUAUUAGAUAAGACAGAAUACCAUUGUUUAGUGCUCUAGAUAUGUUAUCUAUAUGUAAAAAGAGCAUUUACAAUUCUUGUACAGCCAAUGUGUGGAAACUUUAAAAACAUUCUUAAGAUGUCCAUGUUUUUUUUAACUAUCUGAGUAUUAUUUUUCAUACUUUAGACCAAAGGAUGUUGUUAUUUUUUUGAAAAAAUGUUGAAAUAUUUCUAUAAGUGUGACUGAGUGAGUGAGUUAGUGUGAGUAAGUUGUUUACUAGUAUGUGUGACAGUAUUCGUAUGUGCUGUUUUUACUGGCUUUGGCUAGUGGGAUGUUCCCUUUAGCUCAGUUAGGACUUUGACAGGGAGGGUCACUGGUUCAAACCUUCUCAGUGGAGGUUGUGUUAUUUGUUAUAUAUUUUUUCCUGAUUUGUGUGUGUGUUUGUGUCAUAAGUUAUUAAUGUUUCUAUAACGAUGAUGUGUAAAGAGAGUUGACUGUAUUCUUCCUGUUUUUCCUGCCUUGCCUUGUCCGUCACAAAGCUUGUAAAUCAUCGUAUUCAAGAAAAAACUCAUCCAAAUAACUAUUUUUUCAUCACAUUGUUUUUUUCACAACUAUGUAAAGUACUUUGCCUCCAUAUUUGGUGGCAUGGCCUUUACUCUGCUUUGAAAAUACCCAGAAAAGUGGUUUAAUGGCAUGUGCAAUCAUCAUUUUUGUUACAUAUAAUACAUUUAUAUGUUAGAUUCAUCUAAGUCAUUGAAUUUUAUGAUUUUGUGGUAAGUCCCACAUGUGUGUUUAGUAUUGGUAAUUCUUCAGUAAUGAGAUUUUUAAAACAUUAGUGUACUUCACUGCUGAUUAAAAUAAUACAACACCUUUUGGAUCAAAUAUUGUACAUGGAAUUGACAGUUUUGUCAGCAAUUGUAUUAAUAAUAAGAUAUAUUCCUUUCUACAUAAGGAGCCAACCAAGGCUGUAACAAAAUUGCAUACAUCAGGUGGCUGCUUUCGACAGUUUAAAAAUGUCUGACCUCUGACUACUUAAAAGAGACUCUUUAUUAACAAGUGCCGCUGUACUAUUACGCAUUAAUUAAGAAAUAAUUACACAAUAAGAUAUUGGAUGAAUAAUAUAAAUGCCAGGUGCCCUUUAAAAGAUCUGAUCAAAAUGUCAUUUGAAUCAUUAAUUCAGUAAUUUUGUAGUCAAAAUGGGGGGCCAAAUUUACAAAGCUUAUUUUUUAUAGUGUGUUUAAGCAUUGUAAAUAUGUAUGAUUACGUGUGCAUGGCAAAAACAGGCUUUGUAAAUUCUAUCCUAAAUGUUUAAUAAAAUAUUCAAUAAUUAUAAGCAAUCAGCUUGAUAACAUUCAUUGGUUUUAAAUUUGUUCACUUUGCCAUGAAAUAUGUACCAUAUAUCAUCCUGUACCUAGCAGUACAAAUUAUGUGAAUAGUGAUGUUUUGAAACUUGUAAUAUUUGUGCAUUUCAUCUUGCUGUGCUUAUAAUAUUCAAAGUAAUAAAACUUAUUAUAAAUAAAUGCCAUGUUUGUGACAAAGCUGAUACCACAUUCGAUACAUUUUUAUAACCAAUAUAUUUCCAGAAAAAUUUAUUUAGUACACAAGAGUUCCCUAUACUGCACAUAAAAUAAAUAAGUUGAUUUAUAUGAGAUUACACUGUAAUAUAAAUUCAGUUAUUACACAGUUGUACAGAUAUGGGAGUGGUUAUUUCACUGUGUAUAAACAAGAGUUAUUCUACGUUAACAUUGUAUGUAUAGUGAUAACAGAAUAUGUAAUAUAUUACUAUUUAUUUUUUAUCAAUGUUCUGCAACAGAAUCAUUGUUUUGUAUAUUUCACCACUUUGGACUUCCUCGUCAGUUUGCAUCUGGUCUGUCUGAGAAGUGCUGCAACAUUUUUCUUUUUCUGGUAUGAUUGUAGUCGAAGUGUCCUCUGACCCUACACUGUUGAAAAUCACAGCUAGGUUUGGUUAAAUCAAUAAUUAAAAUUGUGCAUUGUUUCGUAACGACACUUUUGUCAAAAAGUAUGUCUCGAAAUAAAAUUUUAUAAAUUUAAAGGUGAAUAACAUUAAUGUGAUUUUUUUUUUUUAACAACCCUGGCAAAUUCAGCUUCCAUAUAAAUAAUGAUAUGGAAACAACAGAAGGCCAUCUGUUGCUCUCCUGAUUAAAAAUGUCAUGCAAAAUAUUUCAACUAAGGAGUGCAAUUUCUCAAAUCUACAAAAUAAAUUUACUUGAAGUUUUGGUUGAGGGGAGGGGUUUUCCUCCCAUUUUUUUAAACAAUUCAUAUGGGGAUGUCAUUGGACAUCAGAGAAGUGGAAUGUAGUUUGUGAAAAUUGUGUGUGAUAAAUUAUUUUAUUGACAUAAGAGGUUUUUAGCAGUGAACGGUCAGAGGACUAGUAUGCUAGUUGUUAGAACUGAUACUUGCCGCAUGAAAGGUACAAAUGUUUUGCUAGAGUAGUUCAAUGUCAUGUAUAUGUGAAUGUUGACUUGUUAUUUUACCUGUUACUUUGCAAGGCUCGAAAUGGACAGGAGACCAACAGCAAAUGAUGUUCAUAAUACACAAUAUGCUUCUAACAUUUCACAACCAGUUUAUGCUUUCCAUCUCUCGUCUUUCUCUCUCUCUCUCUCUCUCUCUGUUUUUUUUUUUUUUUUUUUUUUAAAGUAUUUCUCAUUUUUAGGAGGGAUACCAUAAUCUCUAAUCAGUGUUCAUCUCAUGUCUUCUGUAUUGCUGUUGAAAAGUUACACUAAUAGUCAGGGGCUAAUUCACUAAACUCUCGCAACUUUGCGAUCUCGCAGUGCAAUGCUUAAAGACUUGCAAAGAGGAUGCUUUGUUGUCUAGCAGAGCCUAAGAGAGCUUUUUGAAUUAGGCCCCAGAUUAUGAGUCUUUAUUUUGAAAUAAAUAUUUAGAACUGCUCUGCAUUUUCGGACAAUUGCUUCCAGAUUAAAAUGGGAGCCGCAAAUAUUGCUUAUCAUUGUACAAAAUUAAUUUUGAGCCCUGUUUUAUCGUGUUUCAUGUUCUGUAGAGAGAAUGUCACUUGUUAUUGUGAUUAUAUCAACCUUGGUACAAACUCCAGUAGUCUCGUAACUUGCCAAGUUUUGCAUUUAUUCAUCAGAGUAGUCUUUCUUUUUUUCCAGAUGGGUAUGCUCAGAAAUGGACUAUGUAAAAUAUUUAAUAUAAUUUUAAGGUUAUAAUUAUAUACUUCAUUAUUAUGCGAUGCACAAAUUAAAAAUGAAUCAAACCAAGUUAUUAAAAACCAUCCUUUCGUUUGAAUCUGCCUGUACGAGUUAUCCUACAUCUGUGGUUAUUCAGAAAAGAGUGCGUGUGAUUGUGUAUUAUCACUUAGUAGGAUAUUCCUGUUGGCUGAAUUUGACAAGAAAACCAAUAUUUUGCAUGUCAUUAAAUCUGGCACAUCCACAUUGCACCCUGGUUAUCCAAACACUAGCCAUUUGUUUUGAAGUAUCUGGGUUCUGUUUAUAAUCCAAGAAAAAAAAUCACUUUCAUGCUUUUUCCCAUUACAUCUUUUCACUAUGCUACACUUAAGUGUUGUCAGUUCUAAGUGGAUUUUUUUCUUGCCAAAUCUAGGGGUUUUCUUGUUAAUUUGUGUAUAAGCACAAAAUACUGUAGUUUACAUGAACAGGUUGGUACACGUCGGUGUUAAGUACAUCAUCUGGCAAAAGAUUGCUUAUCAUUGGUGUUUUUUGUUUUUUUGUUACAAGAUCACAUUAACAUUUCUGAAUCACUGUAACUAAACAUUAACAUUUUUGAAUCCCUGUAAUUAACUAGAUAUAUGACUGCACUUCACUUCACUUUGUUUGCCUAGAACACUUGAAACAGCUACAUACGAGUUAAUUCGAUUGUUAUCUUAUGAGUGUUCUAGUUUCAGUAAUGACCAGAGAGUUGGAAUCAAAUGACAGGUCGGGUAUAUGAGUAUAUUUUAGGACAUAAUCAUUGGUUAUUUGCAAAGAUCAUUGGAGUCUUGUAAUCUUCAUCCUGCUGCAUUUGAUUAACUACAUGGCUGUUAACAAAAGUAAAAUGAUGUGACUGAAAUUUCAAGGUACAGGGCAUUGCCCUGGUUGGGGGUUUAGAUGGUGGAUGUCAGUGUCAAACAUCUCAUAAUUCCCACUCUCCUUAGUGCACGUUGCGUAGUUCUCGAAUGACCCCAUUAUUCAAUUGUAAAUAAUAAUGAAGUAACAUACCGCUGGUCAGUAAAUGUUAAUUUUUGACCGGAUCAAUUUUAUUAAGUUUCAAUAUCUAUAAUACACAAUCUAAUAAUCUCCCAGCAGAACUAUUACAUUGUAAUCGUGUUCAAACUCGCACGUGCUGUUUGUCACAUGGUGUGACAUCGGGUACGGCCAUUACUUCAAAGGGAGUGAGUAGCACAUUUAAAUUAGUUGGGUUUUUUCACUUAAUUUACAACUACUGUUGUAACAGAUUUCUUUUUGGGGGGUGGGUUUAAAUGUAUGGUAGAUUAUACCCUGGGAUGGGUCCCUAAAGGGGGUCAGUGGGGCAAAGAAAACGUCCAAAGCGAUCAGGUUGACAUUACGGAAACCGAAAACGGACGAAAUGAUUCUCAUUUAAAAAAAAAAAACCUGACUGAAAAUAUAAUUGAGACAAUUUCUCCGACGACAGAAAUCCGUCUCACGACGGACAGUUAACAGCCAUGUAACUAUCUUUGUGUUGGAGGAUUAACACAAUGUACGUGUUGUGAAUAUUGCAUCUAUGUUUACUGUAGACAUUUUGCUUCCAGUCUUGCCACUUACAUUCUGCAUUAUACAAAUUUAUCUGGAGUAAUAUCAAAAAUAAUCAAAUUAUCAUCAGAAUUUUAAAUGGUUAAAUCAUUAAUUCUUAAUUGACAUAUUUCACAUUGUAUUUGGGUAACAGUAUAUUCCAUAUAUAUCUAGUUUAAAAAAAAAAAAAUAACCCUGUUCUAUGCAUUCACACCUGAUUUGCUGUUGCAAAUUUAUUAUUAUUAUUAAUUUACAAUUUUUGUUUUAAUGACUGGAGUGGUCAAACUUGUGUGUAAUGAUUAAGAUAACCUGCUGAACUUGGCAUAUGUAGACAUAUUUGUGGGACAUUUCUGAGGCCCCUUUAAAGACAGCAGCUUGUUAUAUAAGGUGUCCUUUAUAUCAGGUUUGAUUGAUGGAUGUAUCUGACCACAUAAUUUAUCACUGUAUUUAAAUAAAUUUACUUUAAAAAUUUAAAAUUGUAAAUCAUGAAUUACUAAAUUUAGCAAUAUUACGACAUUGAAGGAAGACAGCAAACUAGUAUUCAAUACACUUAUAUAUAAUAUACUGUACACAAUACACAAAAUGCAACUCCAGACCUCAUGUUUCAAGCUUGCUUUGCAAUGGUUAAGAGAUGCCCAACACCAUAUGUUCAUUAAAGUGGUAUUGUUUUUUUUAGUAGUGUAGAGGGAAGGUUCUUACAGCUUUGGUAGAAAUUAUUUAAACAUGUAACAAAAGUAUACUGAACUCCUUUGAAAAUGCACCACCCAAUUUUCAGUUGUUAUUGCUACCACGUAUAUGAUUGUCAUAAAACACACAAUAACCAUAUCCCUUGUAUUCAGAUUAUAUCCAGUUACAUAAAAUCAGUUAAAUGUUGUUUUCUUCUCAUAUCAUUUACACAACUAUACAUCUAACUGGUGUGUUUUCAAUGGAGUUCAAUCCAAUUGGGUUCUCAAAGGUAAUUCCUUUAAAGUGGAUAGAUUUCCCACUUCAAUACUAAGAAAAAGGUAUGUUUGUUUUUCAUAUAAAUGGAAAUCACUGGUAUGUCACAAUUUUAUGGAUUAAACUUAACAGUUACAUGAUCCAUAGGCCAUUAAAACAAGAUGUCUUGAAAGAGGAAGUGGCAGGUACCACUUAAGCGUAGAAAAAGUGUACUGAUCAAAACAAGUUGUCAGAUUGAUUCUUUAUUCUUAGAGGAAUGUUUUCAUGUGUGAAUAUUGUGCUGUUCUAGGUGUUUUACAGAAUAAUUUAUUUAGAAUUUUGCUAUAGCAAUACAUUUACAUGUGGUUUAUUUCUGUUGUGUUACCUACUUCAGAUUUGUAUCUUACACUUAAAACCUUGGUAACCAGAAUCUAUGGUUACAGUUUUGUGUUACUGGCAUGUUAUAACAUGCACAAUAUCCAAUGUACAGUUGACAGCAACUGAAUUGUGAUUGCAUAUACUGAUAAUACGGGACAAAAACGAAACAGCCUUAGAUUGUUUUCUGUAUAUAAUAUUUAUUUUCUGUUAAGGACCCAAUAAACGUGUUAAUAGCCCAAAA
Gigantopelta aegis is the source of this 11408-nucleotide messenger RNA. RefSeq names its product zinc finger FYVE domain-containing protein 16-like. NCBI's taxonomy places the organism in Eukaryota, Metazoa, Mollusca, Gastropoda, Neomphalida, Peltospiridae. Gene Ontology annotation, molecular function: metal ion binding. The transcript is spliced from 17 exons. The coding region runs from base 140 to 4909 and encodes 1589 amino acids. Gene Ontology annotation, cellular component: early endosome membrane. The record is from RefSeq and is a predicted model, not a curated record. Gene Ontology annotation, biological process: endosomal transport.